This is a messenger RNA of [Torrubiella] hemipterigena, 2198 nucleotides long. The record is from the annotation of a GenBank genome assembly. Lineage: Eukaryota; Fungi; Ascomycota; Sordariomycetes; Hypocreales; Clavicipitaceae.
UUCGUGUUUGGCCAUGCUAAUGACGCUACUAAACAAAUAGUGUCAUAACACAAAAAAGGAAAUAAAGGUAGCAAACGAACGCGUACGUGUUUUAUUACCGAGUUGGCUUUUAACACCACCUUAGCCAGACUUUCUUUACUGGUUUUAGUGCAUUUCUCAUGAUACCUUCGACAUAACAAGCCGCAUAUAAUUGUACCUCUAUAUUCUUGUUCUAAUGCACCAACAACGCCUAUGUUUUACUCUACCGCCCCAACAAAGUGGUUCAGCGACAUCUGACGGCGCCGUCGCACAGUCUAGCUCACACUUGCAGGAUCAAGACAACAGCCAAACUUCUCAAUGCCAGUCGUGGCGACCCGACACACUGUCUACGACCUCCACCCCCAAACCAAGAACGUCAUGGGUCUUCUCCCAUAUGCCGGACUGGGACAUCGAAACUAGAUAUUACAGUCAACGGUCGGGUAAGGAGGAAUGGCGCUGCAAGUAUUGCGAUAAAACGUACUCCUGCUCGGGAGGCACUGCGGCGCCCGCCAAGCACUUGACUGACCCUCCCCCGGAUGGCCAUGGUCUCCCAAAAGGUGCUCUACGAACAGCCAAAGUCCGGAGUAUACGAACAAUUAUCGAGCAAGCUCGUGUAACAGCGGAAGAGAGCGCCCGAAAACGCCGUCGUCUCAACGAUCAAUAUGGAGACUCCAUCGAGCCCGAUCAGCUGGAAGUGCUGUACGUUCGGUUCGUUACGGCCUGCUCUCUUCCGUUUCGGCUUGUGGAAUGCCCGGAAUUUCGAGCCCUAUUAGCCUAUAUCAAUUCUGACAUCGAUACAUGGCUUCCAAAUACACACCAGACCAUCAAGAGAUGGAUACUGCGGCAGUACGAAGACCAAAAGGAAAAGGUCAAGCAGCGCAUCCAGUCAGCAAAGUCAAGGAUCUAUAUUAGCUGCGAUCUCUGGACUUCCCCCAACUCGUUAGCAAUCCUAGGCGUAGUUGCUCACUAUGUCACAGAAGACUGCCAAUUAGAACACCACACAUUGGCUUUGAAAGAUAUAGAUGGUGAUCAUGAUGGGUCUCACCUUGCUGUGGCUAUUAUGGAUGUAAUUGAUGACUGGGGAUUUGCCUCUAAACUUGGUUAUUUCGUGAUGGACAACGCCGGCAAUAACGACACUAUGAUAAAGUGUCUUUCUCUUGCCCUUCUACGACAGUACGACAUUCGAUACGAUCCAAUAGCCCACCGGCUCCGCUGCCAAGGCCAUAUUAUCAACCUAGCCGCAAAAUCAUUCCUCUUUGUGACCGAUAAAGAGAAGAUUGAACGCGACGAUUCUGCCGCCUUGCAUCUAAGAGAUGCUAUUGAAAACUAUUUUAAAAAAUGGGGCGAGGUGAAUUGCGCUGGGGACGAACUCUCUGCUGAGGACUGGGCCACCGUUGAGAAGAUCAUGUCAUUUCUAGAGAAACUGAAGAUGACAACCAAGGCCCUGGAAUCGUCAUUCGCCACUCUUGAUAAUGUGCUCCUAGCCAUGGACUUCGUGUUGGCGCAGUUCGAAGUAGGAAAGGAGACGUUUGCAAAUGAUCCGAUUAUGGCGCCUAUGUACAACUCGGGCUGGGCAAAACUAGACAAGUACUAUCGGCUUACGGACGAAUCCCCAGCCUAUGUUGCAGCCAUUGUGCUCCACCCGUCGCAUAAAUGGCAUUAUAUACAUGAGAAUUGGAAGAGGGAAUGGGUAACACCCUCGAAGAAGCUGGUUGCGACGCUUUGGGACGAUUAUAAACCUAUAGCGUCACCUCCACUAACCGAGCCACAAUCGAACACUACGAACGAGUUCUUACGAUGGAGAAAUAAGCAUCUACAACCGUCUCCGAUGACGGACGAGUACGAGCACUACUGCAAAUCCGAGCGGGUCUAUGGAUUCACAAGCGCGCUGACAUGGUGGUUAGAGGAAACACAGCAAAAGACGUAUCCCAAUUUGAGUAAAAUGGCAGUGGAUAUACUGUCGAUUCCUGCCAUGUCAGCUGAGCCUGAGAGACUCUUUUCGGGGACGAAAAUAACCAUUACCGACCGUCGAAAUCGGAUGGGCAGUGAUAUAAUUGAAGCAACAGAGUGCUUAAAAUCAUGGUUCGGGAUACGAGACUUUGAAGGGAUGGCAUGUUAGUCCGAGUAGCUGCAGUCACGUGUAAUAUAUUGUAUGUAUUGUUUUAUUGGCAAUAUGCCAG